Coregonus sp. 'balchen' is the source of this 1179-nucleotide messenger RNA. The record is from the annotation of a GenBank genome assembly. Lineage: Eukaryota; Metazoa; Chordata; Actinopteri; Salmoniformes; Salmonidae.
UUAUAAAGCCCAGGGUAUGGUUGACGAUCACCCAAAUAGAAAAGUGGAUUACUUACGCACUGGGAUAGUUUGAUGACAGCAAUGGACAUAAUAGAAACCCUCGAUCAGAUAAACCCAUCCCUUAAGUCCUCAUUGAUAACUUGAUCAAAUGGCAAAAGUAGCUUACUUCUCUCAUAAUGAUAAAUGUGGACUUCACUGCACACAGAUUUCUGUUUGCUUAAUUCUCCUUUCAUCACACUUAAGUAGACCCACUGGUCUAAAAUAUUACUCCAUUGGUCAGAAUAAUUAUAUUCCAUCUGUCUUAUUAGGUUAUAUAAGAGGGCUUUGUUGGCAUGUUAUCUAAUGGAAUGAAUGGCUAAGGUGAUCUCUCUCUGUCUGCAGGGCUGUUGUGUGUUGAGGCACACAACUGCAGGCCAGCUGUGGAACAUCAUCGCUCCCAGAGAGUUAAUUGAUUUCUCCUACACCACAGACUUACAGGGAUGGUGUAUUGUCCUGUGGUGAGUAGCAACAUGCAAUGAAGUAACCAUAAGGGAAGGCAGCAUAAUAAAUACAAAGAUGCUUCCUUACGUUGUUGUUCUUUUCCUUAGAUUUUCACCUGUGUGUAAGUCUGGUGUCCACUGCUUUCUUCUAACUACAAUAUUAUUAUCUAACUAAAAUAAUCCCAAACAGGCUCCCAGGUUACAGGUUUAAAGACUAGGAUCCAGGACAUGUUUUCUAUGUAAUACUAGCUCUGUGUAGGUGUUCGUGUUUGCCUUUCGGUCCGAUGUCCGAUGAUCAUGGUUAACCGAAACGUUGACAUUUUUCUAACCUUUAGGAACUACUAUUUUUUACAUGGAAAUAGUAUAUUUUCACAAGCCUUAUAGGUUCAUAUGCAGGGUCAACAUAUUUUAGGGAGAACCGGACCAGAAUGUUGUCUGACCACAGAUUUAUUCUGUCUCCACCAGAUAUCAGUGUGGACCAUGAGAAGGAGCACCAGAGUUAUGUCCGAGGCUUCAACCUCCCGUGUGGCUGGUUCUGAGUGCCCACACCAGACAGCACCACCACCUCAGCCCAGAGCCUCCUGACGGGGUACACCCAGACAGACCUCCGUGGGAUGAUCCCCAGUCUGCUGUGAACAUGGCAAUGGCCGGCACCCUCAUCAACUUCUACACUGACCUGCGCAACGCUCUGAAGAAGGCC